Molecule: messenger RNA, 922 nt
Organism: Anguilla rostrata (American eel)
Lineage: Eukaryota; Metazoa; Chordata; Actinopteri; Anguilliformes; Anguillidae
Gene: ndufs6
Product: NADH:ubiquinone oxidoreductase subunit S6
Exons: 4
Coding region: 462-851 (129 amino acids)
Biological process (GO): mitochondrial electron transport, NADH to ubiquinone
Source: RefSeq, a predicted model, not a curated record
ACACCUUCCAGAUGUAGCCAAUCAGUUAAAAAACACUAAGCUGCAAGCAACCGGCUGUUCACCCGUUACACAAGUAUUGAACAUGUAUCGAUAAUAGUGCAAGUGUUUCCUGCUUGAACAUGCGUGACUUUGAAAGUCACCGGAAUAUGAAGCUACGUUUGAAUUCCGCAAGGUCCUAGUGCUCAUGCCGGGUUUAUUGCGCUUUCGAAUUUUUUACGCUAUCCCUGCUAAUCUUCUGAGAUGCAUACACGAGGUUAAUAGUCAGCUGACUAAACAUAGUUAGCAACACCGGUCUUUUAUGGCAAUUAAUUUUCCUUGCAAUAUUGAUGACUAAAGUUAAUUUAAGGAAUUGUUGAUUUUUCAGAACCUGGCGCACUAGGACCCAGAAAGCAUUUUUUUCCUUGGAGAGGGGUCGUUCCAACUCGCAAGGUAUACUGGGUAGGGUAGCCAGUUCGGAAAAUAUGGCGACUUCUACUCUGAGGCUGUUGUCCUUUGGAAAAAAUGCAAAGGUUCUGCUGGCGCCGUUGAGGGUGUCAGCGGUCCCUGCCUAUAGGUAUGGUGCUCUAGUUUCUAGUUCGGGUGAGAAAAUUACUCACACGGGACAGGUCUAUGAUGAACAAGAUGUGAGAAAAGCCAGAUUCGUAAACCGACAGAAAGAGGUGAAUGAGAACUUUGCCAUUAAGCUGGUGGCAGAGGAGCCAGUGACCGAUGUGGAGGCCAGGGUGGUGUCCUGUGAUGGAGGUGGUGGAGCUCUCGGACACCCCAAAGUCUACAUCAACCUGGAUAAAGAGACACAAGCGGGCACAUGUGGCUAUUGUGGGCUACGUUUCCAGCAGAAGCAUCACCACUGAAGCGCUGCUCAUCUUCUACCUUUCUGUAAUCAGUUUUUCUGGCCAAUAAAUUAUUUUUUUCCCCUCUUCAA